CAAGCCCGCCCGGAGCUGCCGCCGUCGGGGAGCGCCCACCCCACCCACGCCGACCCCCUGGCUUAUGGGCGGGGCGGGGCGGGGCCUGGAGGAGGAGGAGGAGCCGGUUCCUCCGUGAUAAGCUGCAGCUGCGCUGGGGGGCCAACCUGUAGGCGCCCGAGCCCGUCGUGCUGGCCAUGUGGCUCCGUUUCGCCCCGCUGCGCCUGCCGCUCCGGCGGCGCCUCCAAACGGCCGCCGUCCUCCAGUGGGUCUUCUCCUUCCUGGCGCUGGCCCAGUGUUGCCUGGGGCUUUUCCUGCUGCUGCUGCUCGGGGACGGCUGGCUGCUGGCGCUCGGCUACGCCGCCUGGCUCUACCUGGACUGGGAGACGCCGUCUCGCGGGGGGCGCCGCUCCUCCUGGGUCCGCGGCUGGGCCGUCUGGCGCUACUUCCGCGACUAUUUCCCCAUCACGCUGGUGAAGACGGCAGAGCUGGACCCUUCCCACAAUUACGUCUUCGGCUUCCACCCCCACGGGAUCCUGGUGGCCGGCGCCUUUGGGAACUUCUGCACGGAGGCCACGGGGUUCUCCCGGCUCUUCCCGGGACUUACCCCGCAUCUCCUGAUGCUGCCCUUUUGGUUCAAGGUCCCCUUCUUCCGCGACUACAUCAUGAGUGGGGGACUGGUAUCUUCGGAGAAGACCAGUGCUUCCUACCUCCUUGGCCAUGAAGGUGGCGGGCAGGUGGCCGUCAUCGCCGUGGGGGGCCCGCCUGAGUCUCUGGAUGCUCACCCGGGGGCUCUGACCCUCCAGCUACGCAGUCGCAAAGGCUUCAUCAAGACGGCCCUGCGACACGGAGCCCGGCUGGUGCCAGUCUUCUCCUUUGGGGAGAACGAGCUCUUCAAUCAGGUCUCCAACCCGCAAGGCUCCGUCAUCCGCAGGCUGCAGGAGCGGCUGCAGAGGGCCAUGGGGCUGGCCCUGCCCCUCUUCCACGCCCGAGGAGUUUUCCAGUACAGCUUUGGCCUGCUGCCUUUCCGGAGACCCAUCCACACCAUUGUGGGAGCUCCGAUUCCAGUGCCCAAGACGCCCCACCCCUCGCCAGAAGCCAUUGAUGCGCUGCAUGAGACCUACUUGGAGAAGCUGACCCAGCUCUUUGAGGAGCACAAGGCCCAGUAUGGGCUGCCCCAAGACAAGCACCUGCUGCUCACCUAGCUGGGCACCAAGGGCCGGCCCGGGACACCCAGAGCCCCCCCUGGGCCGGGCGAAAGGACUGCGCAGGUGCCGGAGGAGCCGCACCGUCUUUUAGGGCGGCUUCCACCAAAGAGGCUCUGGAGGUGUUGGGUUCAAGCUUCCCUCAGUGCCGAGUGGUGCCCAGAGGAUGGCCGUCAGUGGAACUCUCGACACUGCAGGGGUGGCAUGAAAGGCUGGCGAUGCCGAAGCACGCAGGGAAGGCACGAGGCUUCAAAGCAGUGUUGCUGCCGGACUCUUGUGGGGAGGAGGGCGAACUCCUGGGCCGCUGUGUGUCAGGUUCCUGGCUGUGGCCUUUCCUCUGGAAGAAAUAAAAGUGGAGCACUCAA
Thamnophis elegans (Western terrestrial garter snake) is the source of this 1549-nucleotide messenger RNA. Its product is annotated as 2-acylglycerol O-acyltransferase 2-B-like. Gene Ontology annotation, molecular function: diacylglycerol O-acyltransferase activity. Bases 177 to 1184 code for a protein of 335 amino acids. The record is from RefSeq and is a predicted model, not a curated record. Gene Ontology annotation, biological process: triglyceride biosynthetic process. Gene Ontology annotation, cellular component: endoplasmic reticulum membrane. The transcript is spliced from 6 exons. Lineage: Eukaryota; Metazoa; Chordata; Lepidosauria; Squamata; Natricidae.